AUUGAAACCAUGGCUGUAUGGAUACAGGCCCAGCAGCUCCAAGGUGAUGCUCUUCAUCAGAUGCAAGCAUUAUAUGGCCAGCAUUUCCCCAUCGAGGUGCGACAUUAUUUAUCCCAGUGGAUUGAAAGCCAAGCUUGGGACUCAAUAGAUCUUGAUAAUCCACAGGAGAACAUUAAGGCCACCCAGCUCCUGGAGGGCCUGGUGCAGGAGCUGCAGAAGAAGGCGGAGCACCAAGUCGGGGAGGAUGGGUUCUUACUGAAGAUCAAGCUGGGGCACUAUGCUACGCAGCUCCAGAACACGUACGACCGCUGUCCCAUGGAGCUGGUCCGCUGCAUCCGACAUAUUCUGUACAAUGAACAGAGGCUGGUACGAGAAGCCAACAAUGGUACUUCCCCAGUUGGAAGUCUUGCUGACACCAUGUCCCAGAAACACCUCCAGAUCAACCAGACGUUUGAGGAGCUGCGGCUGGUCACACAGGACACAGAGAAUGAACUGAAGAAGCUACAGCAGACCCAGGAGUACUUCAUCAUCCAGUAUCAGGAGAGCCUGCGGAUCCAGGCUCAGUUUGCCGGGCUGGCCCAGCUGAGUCCGCAGGAGCGUCUGAGCCGGGAGACAGCCCUCCAGCAGAAGCAGGUGUCCCUGGAGGCCUGGCUGCAGCAUGAGGCCCAGACGCUGCAGCAGUACCGCGUGGAGCUGGCCGAGAAGCACCAGAAGACCCUGCAGCUGCUGCGGAAGCAGCAGACCAUCAUUCUGGACGAUGAGCUGAUCCAGUGGAAGCGGCGGCAACAGCUGGCAGGGAACGGAGGGCCCCCCGAGGGCAGCCUGGACGUGCUGCAGUCCUGGUGUGAGAAGUUGGCCGAGAUCAUCUGGCAGAACCGGCAGCAGAUCCGCAGGGCUGAGCACCUCUGCCAGCAGCUGCCCAUCCCCGGCCCAGUGGAGGAGAUGCUGGCUGAGGUCAACGCCACCAUCACAGACAUCAUCUCAGCCCUGGUGACCAGCACGUUCAUCAUUGAGAAGCAGCCCCCUCAGGUCCUAAAGACCCAGACCAAGUUUGCAGCGACGGUGCGCCUGCUGGUGGGCGGGAAGCUGAACGUGCACAUGAACCCCCCGCAGGUGAAGGCCACCAUCAUCAGCGAGCAGCAGGCCAAGUCGCUGCUCAAGAAUGAGAACACCCGCAAUGACUACAGUGGCGAGAUCCUGAACAACUGCUGUGUGAUGGAGUAUCACCAGGCCACCGGCACCCUCAGCGCGCACUUCAGGAACAUGUCCCUGAAACGAAUUAAGAGGUCUGACCGUCGUGGAGCAGAGUCAGUAACAGAAGAAAAAUUUACAAUCCUGUUUGAAUCACAGUUCAGUGUUGGUGGAAAUGAGCUGGUUUUUCAAGUCAAGACCCUGUCCCUCCCAGUGGUGGUGAUCGUCCAUGGCAGCCAGGACAACAAUGCGACGGCUACCGUCCUCUGGGACAAUGCUUUUGCAGAGCCUGGCAGGGUGCCAUUCGCCGUGCCCGACAAAGUGCUGUGGCCGCAGCUGUGUGAGGCGCUCAACAUGAAAUUCAAGGCCGAAGUGCAGAGCAACCGCGGCCUGACCAAGGAGAACCUUGUGUUCCUGGCCCAGAAACUGUUCAACGGCAGCAGCAGCCACCUUGAAGACUAUAAUGGCAUGUCCGUGUCCUGGUCCCAGUUCAACAGGGAGAAUUUACCAGGACGAAAUUACACAUUCUGGCAGUGGUUCGACGGUGUGAUGGAAGUAUUAAAAAAACAUCUCAAGCCUCAUUGGAAUGAUGGGGCUAUUUUGGGUUUCGUGAACAAGCAACAGGCCCAUGACCUACUCAUUAACAAGCCUGAUGGGACCUUCCUGCUGAGAUUCAGCGACUCUGAAAUUGGUGGCAUCACCAUUGCUUGGAAGUUUGAUUCUCAGGAAAGGAUGUUUUGGAACCUGAUGCCUUUUACCACCAGAGACUUCUCCAUCCGGUCCCUGGCCGACCGCUUGGGGGACCUGAAUUACCUCAUCUACGUGUUUCCUGAUCGGCCAAAAGAUGAAGUGUACUCCAGAUACUACACACCAGUUCCAUGCGAGCCUGCCACUGCUAAAGCAGUAGAUGGAUACGUGAAGCCACAGAUCAAGCAAGUGGUCCCUGAGUUUGUGAAUGCGUCUGCAGACUCUGCCGGGGCCAGUGCCACCUACAUGGACCAGGCCCCCUCCCCAGCCGUGUGCCCCCCGGCUCAUUAUAACAUGUACCCCCAGAACCCUGACCCUGUUCUUGACAAUGACGGGGACUUUGAUCUGGAUGACACAAUGGAUGUGGCACGGCGUGUGGAGGAGCUCUUAGGCCGACCUAUGGACAGUCAGUGGAUCCCUCAUGCGCAGUCGUGACCCCCCCACCCCAUCUCCGUCUGCAGCUUCUUCGUCCUCGCCAGAGGAGUUACUCUUGUGGAUGUUUUAAUUCCAUGAAUCGCUUCUCUUUGGAAACAAUACUCAUAAUGUGAAGUGUUAAUACUA
Molecule: messenger RNA, 2499 nt
Organism: Lontra canadensis (Northern American river otter)
Lineage: Eukaryota; Metazoa; Chordata; Mammalia; Carnivora; Mustelidae
Gene: STAT5B
Product: signal transducer and activator of transcription 5B
Exons: 18
Coding region: 10-2373 (787 amino acids)
Biological process (GO): regulation of cell population proliferation; regulation of transcription by RNA polymerase II; growth hormone receptor signaling pathway via JAK-STAT
Molecular function (GO): RNA polymerase II cis-regulatory region sequence-specific DNA binding; DNA-binding transcription factor activity, RNA polymerase II-specific
Source: RefSeq, a predicted model, not a curated record